AGACACUCUCACAACACAACAAUGGCACCGACGAUAGUAUCAGACGCUAUUGCUGGUUUCAAUCCUCUGCACUUUUCUGUGCUAGUGACUGGAAUCAUUGUAGCCCGGUUCCUCUAUGUCAGUCUUACAUGCCCAACUCGACACUUGCCAGGGCCAUGGUAUACACGCUUCACGCAUCUUCGCCUCAAACGCGCAGUUGUCACUGGUCAGAGGAUCUUCUAUAUCGACAAUCUUCACAAGCAGUAUGGGCCUAUUGUUCGACUUUCGCCAAAUGAAGUCGCAGUCGCAGACCUCGACGCUUUCAAAGAGAUUCACAAGAUUGGUACGAAGUAUCUCAAGAGUGAAUGGUACCUUCGCCUGGCGAAUUUCCCGAAAGCGGGCGUAUUUACAAUGCUUGAUCCCCGCGAACAUGGCCCAAGGAGGAAGCUUCUCUCGCGAUCGUUCAGCAGAACCUACCUAGUAGAGCACUGGGAGUCGGUCGUGAGAGAAAAAGCACUUCUUGCGGUGCAGAAGAUCAAGGUGGAUGCGCAAAACAGCAGCGCUGAUAUCUACAAUUGGUGGAUGCUGCUCGCUUCCGACAUCAGCGCUCAUUGCGCUUUUGGCGAGUCGCUCGGCAUGCUGGAAGCUGGCCAUCAAAAUCAAUUUCUUCGAGUUUUGAAGAAGCUCACGAUGGGUGCUGGUAUCAUGGUUGAGAUGCCUUUCCUUCGGCUUCUACGAUUUGUCCCCAUCACAGCGGUGCAAGAGAUGUUUAACGCCAAUGACUACAUCAUCAAGGGCGCAGGCCGAGCCGUCGAAUUAGCUAGGUCCCGCACAGGCGAGCAAAACAUCUUCGCCAAGGUCAUCGAGGAAAACAAAAAGGAAGGUGUAGGACACAUCGACGACAUGGAUGUGAGAAUCGAAGCCAUGAACAUCAUCAUUGCCGGUACUGAUACCUCUGGCGUCACGCUCACUUACCUUACGUGGGCUGUUUUGCAACGGCCAGAUUUGCAGGCGGCCCUGGAGGCCGAGGUCUGUGGUUUGGCUGAUGGCUUCACCGAGAAUCAACUGAUCAAUCUCCCGUUGCUGAAUGCCGUCAUCGAGGAGACAUUGAGACUGUAUGGUGCUGCACCUAGCAGCCUACCACGCAUUGUGCCUCAAGGUGGGACUAAGUUCGCAGGACACUACAUCCCGCAAGGAGUAACUGUCGACACACAAGCGUACACCUUCCAUCGUGAUCCAGAGAUCUGGAGCGAGCCUCUGAGGUUCAACCCACAACGCUGGCUCCCCUCCAAAGAAGGGCUCUCUGCUGAAGCGCAUUCACCGGCUGCCAGAACAGCAUUUCACCCUUUUGGCGCUGGUGCACGAUCCUGUAUCGGCAUUCAUCUUGCACGUAUGGAACUCCGAUAUGCGGUCGCAUUCUUUUUUAGAGAGUGCAAAGGCAUCAAGCUUGCACAGCAAACAACACCAGAGAGUAUGGAUUUUGUGAAUUUCUUCUUGAUCGCGCCGAAGGCUCAUCGAUGCGAAAUAACCUACAACAGAUAGAUACAAGCU
This is a messenger RNA of Dothidotthia symphoricarpi CBS 119687, 1530 nucleotides long. RefSeq names its product cytochrome P450. Gene Ontology annotation, molecular function: monooxygenase activity; heme binding; iron ion binding. Bases 22 to 1521 code for a protein of 499 amino acids. The transcript has 4 exons. Lineage: Eukaryota; Fungi; Ascomycota; Dothideomycetes; Pleosporales; Dothidotthiaceae. The record is from RefSeq and is a predicted model, not a curated record.